Messenger RNA from Saprolegnia parasitica CBS 223.65, 2064 nucleotides. RefSeq lists its product as hypothetical. NCBI's taxonomy places the organism in Eukaryota, Oomycota, Saprolegniomycetes, Saprolegniales, Saprolegniaceae. Bases 1 to 2064 code for a protein of 687 amino acids. The transcript has a single exon. Gene Ontology annotation, molecular function: ATP hydrolysis activity; nucleic acid binding. The record is from RefSeq and is a predicted model, not a curated record.
AUGACAAGUGCGGACGACGUGUCCUUCGAGACGCGGAUGGCGCGUGUCCGUGCGCGCGUCAGUCACUGCGUCGCCAACAAGUCGCCGUGCUACGUAUCUACCUUUGCCAAGACAAUGACGGACCUCUCCAACUCCCAGCGGCGCCAGGCCACCAUUCGCAUUGUCGAGCUGCUCAAGCGCGACAAGUCGCUGCAGUUCAAGAUUGAUACGAUUGGACGCGAGUACUUUGCUCCUCGAACUGCGGGAAGCCCGAUGCUGCCGCUUCCACCCCCAAGCACCCCACGCCGCGUCGCACCGUCCCCUCCGAUGCCACCGCCGCUGCCACCGUCGGCGCUCCCAGGAACGUUUGUCAUGAUCACGACACACCUCCACCUUGAGACGCUCGUGGCGUCGGCGGACCUUGUCGCACACGACGGACCGAUCGGCGUCGAUGUGUUGGGGCCAACCGCCGCGCUUGCGGUGCUGCAGCUCACGGUCGGCAGUACGGUCUUUUUCAUCGACUGCAAGUCGAUCUCGCCGGCGCUGGUGUGGCACGAACUGCGCGCGACGCUGCAGAAUCCAUUUGUGCCCAAGAUUGUCUUUAACGUGUAUGCCUUUGGACAAAUCUUGGGGGCCAUUGCCGAGACGACGACGGUGUGUCCGAUGGCGGCCGUUCUGGACCUCGAGCUGGCGAUGGAAGCCAAGACGGGUGCCGCCAGCAGCGACGCGUUCCACGCGCUGCUCGCCAUGCACGGGAUGGAGCGCCCGCCAAAGGAACACUGCCACGCGCGCGCCGCAAAAGCGCUCGGUGCCCGCCCCCUCUCGCACGACUUGCUCGAGACCGCUGCCUGGCACAGUCUUCUGCUUCAGCGUGCCUAUAUAAAGUUGCAGCCGUGGUUGUGCGCCACGUCGGACCGACUGGCGCAGCUCGAAGACGCGUCCUCGGUGCGCAUCACGGCGGCCCUGACAUUGUGCGAGCGGCAAGUCGCUUUUGACGCGGCGUCGCAACAGCUGACGUCGGUCGAGCUUUUGCCCCAAAGCACAAUGGCCACCUCGCCGACGCUGGUGCUACAUGACGACAACGUGGCAGAUGUGAUUUCGAGUUUGCUGCCGGCGCCAUGGGCCGCGCAUCUCUUGGUGCCCGAGGUGCUACCCCACGUGCACGACAUUGAUCUCGACGUUGGUCGGCGUCCGUGGGCGUGGGUCGGUGGCAAGCGGCUCUUUCUGGCGGCGGACCCCACGGCUACUGUAGGCGCUCCUGACGUUGCCCGCGUCGUGGCGGCGGUCGGGGGUUUUGGCACGGACAACCGAGCAGGUCUCGCGCGGCAACUCCACCGCGUCAGCGCCAUGCGCAACCGCCAUGGUGACGUGGUUGGCGUCACGGUGCGCAUGGGCCGCUACGUGGAAGGGUGUGCCGGUAUGCUGGCCGAUAUUCUCGCUGACACGACCAAGAACGUUCUCUUUCUGGGCGCGCCAGGGUGCGGCAAGACGACGCUGGUGCGCGACGUUGCGCGGCAUUUGAGCCAGCGCCACAACGUGUGCAUCAUUGACACGAGCAAUGAGAUUGCUGGCGACGGCGACGUCCCGCACCACUGCGUCGGCCUUGCCCGGCGUAUGAUGGUGCCGUGUUUGAACGCGCAGGCAGCGGUCAUGGUCGAGUGCGUCCAGAAUCACACGCCCGAGGUGCUCGUCAUUGACGAGAUUGGCCGAGCGACCGAAGUGGAGGCGGCGCGCACGUGCCAGCAGCGCGGCGUGCGUACGAUUGCAUCGGCCCACGGCACGCUGCGCAAGCUGCUCAAGAACAAGCCGCUGCGAGGUCUUGUCGGCGGCGUCGAAGCCGUCACGGUGGGUGACGCGAAUGCGCGGAAAGGCCCCGAUGGCAGCGUGCACAAGGUGUGUGCUGAGCGCUGUGACGCGCCCAUCUUUGACGUGAUUGUCGAGCUCGCAAAAGGCGAGUAUGACACGUGGCGCGUCGUGCUCGACGCUGCCGUCGCUGUCGACGCCAUUUUGCAAGGCCACUCGUACGAGGUUCAAGUGCGGACGCGGUCGACGACGGCCUUUUCGAUGUCGAUGGAGCAGGCAUGA